Messenger RNA from Blastomyces gilchristii SLH14081, 2223 nucleotides. RefSeq lists its product as uncharacterized. The record is from RefSeq and is a predicted model, not a curated record. NCBI's taxonomy places the organism in Eukaryota, Fungi, Ascomycota, Eurotiomycetes, Onygenales, Ajellomycetaceae. Bases 382 to 2076 code for a protein of 564 amino acids. The transcript has 4 exons.
AUACAAUACACACUUGGUGAUUGAAGCUCGCCGCAGUCAGUCAUACAAAGGGAUGAUGAUUUGCUUGUUGGUUGGUUCACUUCCAACACUACAACAGAGCUCUUUUGUCACAUCUCACUCUUUGGUAGGUUUCAGCCCGGGUAGUUCGUCGGUGAGUGACACAUCGCGGUGAUCCAAUGGCCGUCUCUCCUCCUGUUGUAGCAUGGCGGUGCUCUGUUUGUUUUGUCGCUGAUCUGGCGCGCUCCCCUCUGUCUGUAUCUAAAAUUCACCCCCAUAUAAAGAGUCUCUACCUGCUCUCGAGUUUUCUAACCAUCACUUACUACAGAACACACCAUUAAUAAACCGGAAUCGACCGCGUCGUUAUUGGCCAUUCAGCUCAAUAUGAAGCUAUCUAUUCAUGAUCUCGAGAAGUUGACCGCAAAGGACCUGGAGGGCGUACUUUGGCUUGAGCCAGUGGAGGGGGAAGAAUGGACCGAAGAACAUAAAAAGAAAUUGAAGGAGCUUGUCGACGCGAGAGGCCAGGAUUACCGCUUGGAUGCGACAGCACUGGGGGAGAAACUUAGAAAUCUAUCCAGUACAGAUGCUCGCCGCCGCUCUGCUUCGACCGAAAGCAAGACCACCGCGUCUUUCCUAACCCAUACCCCGAGUCCGGACCCGGAGAUGGAAGCUAUUAGAGCGAAACAUCGCGCAGAGAACUUGGAGGACUAUAACUAUCUAAUACAGCAGGGUGGACGGCCGGCCUUUCCACUAGAAUUAGCCCAAGCACAAACUAAUGACUUUGGAGAGCAUCUGGAUAUGGUUGAAUACUGGGGACAGAGAUAUCGCGGCCAACGAAACCAAUGGGUUGUUUUCCUAACCCAUCAGAUGCGAAAACGGAGGUCAGUGAAGGUUUUUACUAAAUACCAGCAGACUGUACAUGACUACCGGGAAAAGGAGGGGAUUGAGGGCAGCAUCCAGUUGCAUUUCGAUGAGAAACAACAGUCCAAAAUAGACACGUGGAAGGAGUAUCAUUAUCACGAACACAAAUUUUUACUCCCCAGGAGGGAGAAGGCUGAGGCUGCGCGCAAACAGCGAGAGAAAGACAUAGCAGACUGGGAGGCUGGUAAGCGCAAUCCUCAGAUACCUGAGAAUAUGGGCUGGAUCCACUAUGUGAGAGCACUAGAAGAAUCUGACCUGGAGAAAGAUCUGGGUUGGCUUCGCUGGAUAGAAUCGGAGUUUCCCAAAAUAGAGCAAGAAUGUGCUAUCGGCUUAGACAAGACACCCCGUCCUGCAGAAGCAGAAGCCGAAACCAAGGAACCUGCAACAUUGCCGUCGUCGCAUAUCGAAAUAGAACCUCCAAGUGCAGGGAAGUCUUUGAGGAGGAGUCAACGCUCAGCCAGUGGUACUACGAAAUCCCUAGUCGGUUCACCGCGAGUCUCUUCACGAAGGAAAGCAAACCCAGCAGUUCCUGCUAAAUAUCUUAGCCAUGCACAUUUAGGGACGGCUUCUUUGGCGCCACCAAGUCAAAGCAGCACACUCGCAAAACCAGCCACGAGACGAGAUAUGAUACCCAAUGAAUCACGAAUGGCACGCUCUGUGCCCAUUGCUGAGACUGGUUCAUUGCGUCGGAGUCAGCGAAUUAUUGAAAUGGAAUCGAGGAAAACUCAACAACAAGCAGCACAGGAAGCAGCAAGGCAAAGCGAGACAGCGCCCAAGAUUGAAUCUAGAAGGUAUUUAAGGACUCUGUCUAGGAAAAAGAGCUCCAAGCCUACUUCCCUGCACAGUAAGCCCCAAGGAAUCACAAAAGCUCAGUCAUCUAGGAAAAGGAAGCUAGUUCCAGCUGCGAAAAAAACCGCCUUAGCAUUAAGAGAUGAUCAGCAACAAGCAGCACAGGAAACGCCAAAGUCAAGCCGGACGGCGACUCGCGAGACUACCGGAAAGAAGGAGUCAAGAUCUCAGUCUUCUAGGGAAAAGAACGUCAGGGCAGCUCCACCUCAAAGCAGACCGCAGGGUGUCAAGAAGCCUCAGGCACCUCCCAAAGGGAGACGCUCUCGAGCUCUGAAAAUUACCGCCUUAGCAAGGGAAGUGACUGUGUAGUCUCUAGCAAAGCGCGUGAGUUGUUUCGUAUUAUCUCGACAUGACCAAAGGUGUCUAUCUAUCCAUCUCGGUAAAGAUUUGCGUGAAAGCCCUCCCCCGUUAUGCGAGUUUUACUACCUCGACAUUUUGCCCCAGGAGGAUUUCUUU